Messenger RNA from Juglans microcarpa x Juglans regia, 1949 nucleotides. RefSeq lists its product as uncharacterized. The record is from RefSeq and is a predicted model, not a curated record. The transcript is spliced from 3 exons. The coding region runs from base 186 to 1754 and encodes 522 amino acids. Lineage: Eukaryota; Viridiplantae; Streptophyta; Magnoliopsida; Fagales; Juglandaceae.
ACUUAGCGAAAAACUCAUGCUCAAUAGUCAAUAGUGCGAUAAACGAUACCGUUUUGGUUCUUUCAAUGGCCUCAAACGCAGAGAAACCUGGUCACUCUGUGCCCAACUGAACGAUUGCUCUCUCCAUACACACUACACAUACAGAGAGAUAGAGAGGUGGGGGAGACAGCUUCCAAAACCUAAUAAUGGCGUUCGAAAUCCCAUACGAUCUGAUCAGGAAGGUCCAGAUCUCUCUCCGUAAUGAAGCGAAUCUCUCUUCCUACGACCCGGACGAUCCUUCGCUCCCAAGCCUCCCUUCUCUGCAACAAACCUUAUCCCAACUCGAUCCCUCGCCGGCUUACCUCCGCUGCAAGCACUGCGAAGCCAGACUCCUCCGAGGGAUACAAUCCCUGAUCUGUGUCUUCUGUGGCCGAUACCAGAGCAGGGACCCCACUCCUGAACCCCUCAACUUUCGAGACACGUUUGGAUGCCGCUGGUUGCUCGAGUCCUUGGACCUUCAAGGAACGGAGAUGGUUGUACCAUCUGUUGGAGCAAAUGAAUCAAACAGAGGACAGAGUGCACAAAAAGAUGAGUUUCCCUUGUCAGAUUUGUUGAAUUUAGAAAUAAAAUUGUCUGUUGAAUCUGAGAAAGUUUGGACUGCUGCCUCGAGUGAGACAUCCAUUCAAAGGUCCUUGAAUUUGGCUGGCGUCGAUAUUGACAGCUUUUUUACUGAUGGUGAGAGACAUGCCGCACCAAGUGCAUCCGAAGAGCAGCUAGCCUGGAACAAACAAAUUGGAAGGACAGAGAGCAAGGAGUUCCAAGUUCGUGAAAAUCUUAGUUUGUUUGAGAAUGUUCAGCCGCCUGAGACAGCUACGUGGUCUACUGAAGAUGUGGGUGGCGACUCUGUUUCUGGUUGGGAGGCAAACUUCCAGUCUGCUGAUUCAGGGACAACUCAUGAAGAGACCAAAUCACUGGACCCUUUUGUGGGUUCUGCGGGUGAUAUUUCUGCUCAUUUGGACUCAUUUUUUGGACCUGGAAAAGAUUCUAUUGAUGGAAAGGCAAAAGACAAUACUGUUUCAUCAGCAUCCCUAGAGAGUGGCUGGUUUCAAGAUGAUCUAUGGAGUAAUUCCAAUGCCGUAGUAACUGCACGGACAGAGCAGGCUGAAAUAACUGCAAACACUAAGGAUAGCAGAUUAGAGGAGAAUGUGAAUGAUUCGUCUUCCACCAGUGUUGAUUGGCUACAAGCUGAUCAAUGGCAUACCAACAGUGACAAGGCACCUGAUAAUAAGAUAAUCGAUGAAGAUGAUGAUUCAUUUGAUUCAUGGAAUGAUUUUGCAAGCUCUACUAGUGCACACAAUCCUUCUACUAGUUCUUGGGAUCAAACUGUUAGUCAUGCAGCACCUUCUGUAGAACAAACUUCAGAAAUAAAAUUGUUUGUCUCAGCAAACAACUCGCAAGAAUUAGAUUUUGGUGGCUUUUUGCAACCGGGUUUAUUCUCCGGAGCAUCUAGCAAUCCAAAUGGAGCUCCAAAAGUAAACACUAGUCAAUCAGAGGCUUCUAGUUCAGACAGGAUGGCCGAGACAAGUUCAAAAGUUGGAGGUGAUGAUGAAGAUGUUACAAAAGGUGACGAUGUCUCCAGUGCAAGAACCUGGUCAAACUCCAGUGACGUGGAGUCAAUAAUGUCACAAAUGAAGGAUCUCUCGUUUAUGCUUGAGAGCAAUCUCUCAAUUCCCCAGAAGCGAGAUGGAAGCAAUUCAUUUUCUAAUGGUAAGUGAGAGACCCGCCUAAUAUACUUUCUUUGCAUGCCGUUCCCAUAUCUGUAUCCUUGGUUUUUUCAUGGUCAUAAAGCUUCAUUUUCCUCCUUUUUUUCCCCUGAAUUAUUUUCUGCAAACGGAUUUGAUGUUCCUUGUGUGGCCAUAAAACACAUAUUUGCCAGAUUCAUGAGUAUGAGGAUAAGUUCACUUACCGCC